GAAACAGGGCCGUCGCGUAAGGCGGUGUACACUUUCAUAUCUUUUGAUCAAAAGUUUAACGCCAUUUUCUCAAUAAAUUAUCAUCAAUAAUUAAUCAAAUUAGUUUAAAAUAAAUUAACAGUGUUUUAAUUGUGUUGAAGAAAUAUAAUUUGUGUGUUUUAGAAAUGUUUAAAACGAAAUAAUUUAACUAUUUAUCAUGUGAUCAAUUACUGGAUCAAGUUUUCAUUUUCCACAAUGAAGUCUUAAAUAAUACUCAACAAACUGAAAUCAAUCGAAGAAAAACACAGAUAAAAACUUAACAAUGCCGCUUCCAAAAAGGCUGGUGGAACCAGUUCACGUAUCGCGUGGUACAAUUCCAGAAGAUUAUCCACUCCCAUCAGAAUUGGAGGCGGCUACAAAUGGUACAUUAGCCAAUACUGUUCGACAAUUAUCAUCGUUAUCACGUCAUGCAGAAGAUUUAUUCGGUGAAUUAGCACGAGAUGCAACACAAAUUGCUGAUCGGACAAAUAAUUUACAAGCUCGUAUCGAUCGUUUAGCGGUCAAAGUCACUCAACUUGAUAGCACGGGUGAAGAAGUCUCACUACAGGAUAUACACAUGCGUAAAGCAUUUAAAAGUGCUGUUGUUUUCGAUCAGCAAAUAUUCUCUCGGGCAACAAUGCCUACUGCAAUGUUAGAAACGUAUCGUACAUGCGAUAAACCACCACCUCUGGAUAAAUUAAAUUGUUAUCGGGAUGAUGGAAAAGAUGGUUUGAAGUUCUACACGGACGCGAACUACUUCUUUGAAUUAUGGCGACAAGAAAUGCUGAAAGAUACGGAACGUAUGAUGCAUGAUCGUGGCAAGAAACCACAUCGACCACGUGAAAGUAGUCAAGCGGCGGCUGCAGGUGGGGGUAGACAUAAAAAACGUGUGCGCCAGCCGCAUAACACUCGUGAACGUCAACGGCAAAUCGCUGUUACGCAUGGUGAACAUAUUAUGCCACAAAAUGUUCAAUAUCGAACUGGUCCAAGUGUUAUCAAUCAAAAUUCUAAUUACAAUAUGGAUCAACCUCCACCAGGUAUGGUGCUAACCGAACAAUCAAGGCCACCUCGACCAAGUUCAAUUGAACUACGACGAUCGUAUCCAUCUUCAGGUGAAGUGACUGACGGUGGUGGCGGACAAAUUCCACAACAAAACAUGCCGUACGAGUAUGGACAGGGUCCAUUGAGCUCCGAAUCACUAUAUGCCCAGAAUUCGGGAACAUAUACACCGACACGUCGAGUACGACCAACACAAGCACCUCCACCACCUCCAGGUAGUGGUACACCUACUCCAAGUGGCUCAAUCGGUGGUACGCCGACUCGAGGUCGAAGUAUGUCAACUGGUAGAGAAACAUUGCCACCACCGCCACCUCCACCAGGUGAUCAAGUUUCAUCUCCCCCACCAACUCAGAUAUCCUCAACAAAUGGUGUUGCAGCACAUUUAUUAAAUCGUAGUAACAGUAAUUCACGGUCGGGAAGUCCAUUACAUCAUGUUGUUAAUACCACCAUAUCCUCACCCUCACCCCCUCGUGCUAAAACACCUGAUAACAAUAUAAAUGAUUUACCACCUCCACCUCCUGUUCCCGAACAAUCACCCCCACAAAAAUCAAUUUCACCACCGGUAUCACAAUUACCAGCUGCCCCGCCACCACCUCCUCCACCUCCACCUUUACCGUUAAGUAACGGUUUAACGAAUAAUACAACGAUACCGAAUUCAACGAUUUCUCCUCCACCUCCAACAAGCGCACCGGUGGUUAAUGGGGAUGUACUAGCACCAAUCAAAAUAAUGGGUUGUUCACCACCAAAGUUAACACCCCCAAAAGAUCGUAUUGGUAAACCGUUACCACCGCCGAUUGUGGAUCCACGUAAUGAUUUACUGAAAGCCAUUCGAGAUGGUAUUAAGUUACGUAAAGUUGAGAAGAUUGAACAAAAGGAGACAGAACGUACAAAUGCACUUCAUGAUGUUGCUUCAAUAUUAGCGCGACGUGUUGCAGUUGAAUUUAGUGAUAGUGAUUCAGCUAGUGAGAGUGAAUAUGAUAGUGAUGGAUGGGGUGAACAGGAACCAAGUGCGUGACGGCGUGUUUCACGUUCAUCGACAACAGCCGUGAAUAGUACUACAACUGGCAGUGUUUUAUUAGCGCAUGCGCCAGUUGUUACAUCAACAAAUGUUCCAUCGAAUAACGAUAAAUGGUAAAGCGAAUCGAAACAAAAAGUGUGUAUGUGCGCGCCAAAAAUGUUCAUUCUAUUAUUCCAGUUUUU
This is a messenger RNA of Chrysoperla carnea, 2277 nucleotides long. RefSeq names its product wiskott-Aldrich syndrome protein family member 2 (gene SCAR). Gene Ontology annotation, molecular function: Arp2/3 complex binding; protein kinase A regulatory subunit binding; actin binding. The transcript is spliced from 3 exons. The record is from RefSeq and is a predicted model, not a curated record. Gene Ontology annotation, cellular component: SCAR complex; cytoskeleton. NCBI's taxonomy places the organism in Eukaryota, Metazoa, Arthropoda, Insecta, Neuroptera, Chrysopidae. Bases 302 to 2092 code for a protein of 596 amino acids. Gene Ontology annotation, biological process: actin cytoskeleton organization; positive regulation of Arp2/3 complex-mediated actin nucleation.